AUGAGUGACUUUCAUCAAAAAAGCAGUAUGAAUGCUGGCUCAUCUUGGAAUCAAGAACAACAUUCAAAGACGUCUUCCGGGAAAAGGCAGAGUAGAUCCCAAGGACUCCAGGCCUCUUCCCACCUGGGAAGCAGCCUCCUUGGCAUCUCCCAGCCUGCAGCAGAUAAGCUCAUUCGAACCAUUUCCACUGAGGGAAGACAGGAUCAAGAGCGGACCGUGCUCAGCUCCAGGUGUCAGGCUGCCUCUGGAAGCAAGCUGUUCCUUGAAUUUCAGUCCAUGAAAAUCAUUAAGGAUGGCACUGACGAGGACAGUGCAAGUGACCUAUCCGACUCAGAGAGAGUGGCCAUUCCUCCUUCUCCAUUCACGCCCCCUGACCUCAACCUUCGAGCUGAAGAGAUAGAUCCAGUAUCCUUCAGUCUCUACCCAGACCCGAGGCUGGCAGAACCUGAACACUGCUACCCCGACUUUCUUCCACCCCCGUUCAGCUCCUGGGACCUCCAGGAUAUGGCUGUGGCCAUGAACACAGAGUGCAGGAGUGAGGCCCUGCCCCGGGCCACGGGGUUCCUCGGGAAGUACAUAGACAGACUUCUUCAGCUGGAAUGGCUGCAGGUCCAAACUGUGCAGUGUGAGAAGGCCCGAGCUGCCAAGGCAAGGCCCCCUGGGGCCUCUGGGAUGCUGAAAAGCCCCAGGAGAGGAAAACUCCUCACCAGUGUGCUGUCCAAGCCAUUAUUGUCCCCGGAAGGGAUUCCAAAGCCAGGCCCUUCUCGAAAGAAAGGUUUCCACCAUGAAGAAAUCCACCCAUCCUACUACACAUUUGAGACUUCACCUAGAUCUGUGGAUGGGCCUGGGCGCCCCAGGCUGUGUUCUCAGAAACAAGCCCCUGAGGUGAGAAUGGAAAAGAAGAAGAAAUCAAGUAAGGCCCCCAAGCUUCACCUCUGUGCUCCACCCUGCGCUGAGGGCAGCCCUGCCCUGGAAGCCAAUGGGAACAUCCGAAUUCCUACGAAGUCCGCAGUGCUGGACCCAAGAGACUCCUGUGGGGCCUCCAGAUCACAAGCUCACCUGGACCUGAAGAAAAAGGGAAAUGCAAACAACUAUGGUCUCACGUCUUCAUCCAGAGAGAAAAAACUCAAAACAAAUGGAGGAAAGCAAAGCAUGUAUAAGUUAAAGUGA
Molecule: messenger RNA, 1170 nt
Organism: Cricetulus griseus (Chinese hamster)
Lineage: Eukaryota; Metazoa; Chordata; Mammalia; Rodentia; Cricetidae
Source: RefSeq, a predicted model, not a curated record